GACCGCAGAGGAUGAAAUGCAAUAUUGGCCAUCGGUUGUGGGCAAUAAUAGAUGAUAUCGAUCCCACCCCCAAUUCCAGAAGAUAGGAUCGACUGCGUUUUGCUUACCCUUUAAUAAUGUUGGCCUCCAAUCUCCUCAAACUCCAUCCUUCUCAAACUACUCUCAAAUCCCCACCUCCGAUCCUAAGCUUCAAGUCUCUUCUCUCUCCACCUCGCUCCAUUCCUUUUACACACCCUCACCUCCCUCUCUCACAAAAGCCCUUAUGCAGACUGACUACCUGCUCGUUUCACCCAACCCAAGAGGCCUCUUCCACCUCCUACUCCCCACCCUUCACCAAAGAAGAAGCAAUCUCCCAGGCCAAGACCUGCCUCUCCACCACCUUGCAGAAACCCCUCAACAACCCAAUCCCCCUCCCCACCAGGAAGCUAAAGAAACAGCGGCAGCCCAGAUACCGAGUCGAGAUACCGGUCCUCGAUGAGUCGCCCGACUCGCUCGCGCAACUCGCCUUCAACUUCUUCUCAGACCUUCCCGUCACCAAAAAGGGCUCUAAACCAAACAUACUGAUCCUCUGGUCCACUCCAAAACUAGCCGAAUUUGCCCAACAGGCUUUCAGCUUGGUCGACUCGGUCAUCAACUCGGACUUGGGUUCUAUUACUUCUGAAGUCCUGAGUUCUGGCGACUUGGCGGUGUUUUUGGCGCCGGAGGCGUCCCAGGUGGAGGAGAUAAGAACGGUCACUAACGGUCUGAAUCCCAAACCCGUGGUGUUGUUCAACCCCAAGUGGGGGUUUGAGGAGGAGAAGGACUUGGAUGGGGGAAUGGGGAGCUUCGUCGGGUCUUUCGACGUGGUGUAUUCGUUCAUGGGAUUGGAGGUGAGAGGAGUUCUCAGCAGAAGGAAGGGUGUGGUGUUCAAGUGUGUGAGGGAUGGGGUGUUGAGUGGGGAGGGGUGGGUGGUGAUGGUGGAGGAGGAAGGGAAGAGUGGGGAGUUGAAAGUGGUUUCGAGGUUUAGGAGGCGGCCGUCCAUCGGCGAGGUGGAGAGCGUUCUGUAUAAUCUCAUGGCUGCCAAUUCCCCUGUGACCAAGUCCGUCAAGUUUCUUAGAGAUCUGGCAUCAAAUGUGACGGGAAAGAAGGCAAGGAAGUGAGCUUUUGUUUCUGUGAAAAUUUUCAGGUUUUUGUGCAAGAUUCCUGUCACUGUAAUCGUGCAAGAUGUUUGGUCGUUUUCCAGAGUAAUUGACAUUUGCACUCGAGUAUGACCAAUCUCAAUGUUGAAUUUCUAAUGCGCAUGGAUUUACGACUGUUUU
Elaeis guineensis (African oil palm) is the source of this 1298-nucleotide messenger RNA. RefSeq lists its product as uncharacterized. NCBI's taxonomy places the organism in Eukaryota, Viridiplantae, Streptophyta, Magnoliopsida, Arecales, Arecaceae. The record is from RefSeq and is a predicted model, not a curated record. Gene Ontology annotation, cellular component: chloroplast.